UUUCACGGCGUGUGUUUCCAAUGCUCUUGCUGCAGUAUGGCGGCCAGGCGUAACAUUCCCUAUUCGGUUAUUCCAACCGAGGACAGGGAUGAAGACAAUGUUGAUCGCCGGUUCACGUACACUCCAAAGUCCUUGAGGAGGAUCCCGUGGAAGUCAAUUGCCCUAGCGUUGUUCCUCCUCGUCCUGGGAAGCGCUCUUCUGUUCCUGUCGUAUUUUAUAUCCACGGGUCACAUGGAGGGUGAUAGCUCUCAGGUGUAUGGCCUACUGUUCCUGGGUAUCCUUGCCUUUCUUCCUGGAUUUUAUGAAACCCGUGUUGCUUAUUAUUCGUGGAGAGGAGCACCAGGGUACACCUUUGCCUCCAUUCCAGACUAUUAGUCUUCGAUUUUAACUCAUCGGCUGGGCAGUAAAGAUAUUGAACAGCAAGGGAAAAUAUGAAAUGUCAUCAAGAAUCAAAUGGGUAGCUGUUCUUAGUACU
Messenger RNA from Lolium rigidum, 475 nucleotides. Its product is annotated as transmembrane protein 230-like. The record is from RefSeq and is a predicted model, not a curated record. The transcript has 2 exons. Bases 37 to 375 code for a protein of 112 amino acids. Gene Ontology annotation, cellular component: endomembrane system. NCBI's taxonomy places the organism in Eukaryota, Viridiplantae, Streptophyta, Magnoliopsida, Poales, Poaceae.